This is a messenger RNA of Mus musculus (house mouse), 2122 nucleotides long. RefSeq names its product CD200 molecule like 1 (gene Cd200l1). The transcript is spliced from 5 exons. Lineage: Eukaryota; Metazoa; Chordata; Mammalia; Rodentia; Muridae. The coding region runs from base 89 to 991 and encodes 300 amino acids. The record is from RefSeq and is marked validated. Gene Ontology annotation, molecular function: cell-cell adhesion mediator activity. Gene Ontology annotation, biological process: regulation of immune response; negative regulation of macrophage activation. Gene Ontology annotation, cellular component: membrane.
CUAGAAAACGCGAUGUUGUGACUGUUAGUGAAGACUCUCACCCAUAGAUUCGACGGACUGUUCACUCCUUUGCAUCCUCCAUCUCUUAAUGCUUCUUCUCUGUGCGCAAGAAUCAGAGUCUUCACAGAGGAUAAAGCAUAACACUUAUGAGAGGGCUGUCCUGGGAGGAAACAUUUCCAUCUUCUGCAACUUUACAAGUCUGGAAAAUGUUGAACAAAUCACCUGGCAAAAAAUCCAAGGCUCAUUACCUCAAAAUAUUGGCACUUACAGUCAUAAAUAUGGAGAAAAAAUUCUACCACCAUAUGUAAACAGGUUGCAGUGCAAGAUCUUGGAACCCAGUACCUACUUCAUGACUAUCCAAGGAGUGACAUUUGAAGAUGAAGCCUGCUACAAGUGUCUGUUUAACACUUUUCCACAUGGCAGCCAUGGAGGACAAACCUGCCUCACCAUUAUAACUGUAUCUGAACUAGUAACUGAGCUCCGGUCUGCUCCUGGCUCUGAAGAUCUUCAUAGCCUUCUUUGUUCAGCUGUGGGAAAGCCUGCCCCUGGAAUCUCCGUUUACCCUUCACAAGUCACAGUGCAGGCACCACAAGAGUACUUUGCUCAGAACGCCAAUGCCACGGUGACUGUCACUAAAAUCUACAACAUCUCUUUGAAAACUGCGAGGUCCCUGGGUCUCCAGGACUUGGUUGUGUCAAUGACUCACUCUGUAAGAAACGAAGAGAAAAUAGUCCGAUUGCCAGUCAAUCAAGGAGGUACCACGAAUCCUUGUUUAAACUGGAUGAUAACUGCGAUUGCAUUCAUCAUUUUGUUUUUGGUUUCAUGCAUCAUCAGUGCUGUUCUCUACAUUUAUUUCCAAAAGAAAAGGUCAAAUAACAUGCCCGAGCCAUCAUCAACACAGAUGCCUAACCCACUAUCAACACUGGUACCCACACCACCAUCAACAGAGACUGAGAACUUAAUGAGACAUCACUGCCAGUCUGAGACAUAAUUGAUUGUAUGUGAUUUUUAUUCUGUCACUAUAUUUUUAAAUUUAAGAAUGUUUCAAAUUUUUGAAAAUGUAUUCACUAGCAGCAAUUAUCAUGUUAGAAAUAAGUGGAGACAAGAAUUUGUUUCAAGUGAGGUUUUAUUUAUGUUAAUGUCUUUACAUUUUGAAGUUAAAAUUAGAUUUAACUGAUACAUAAUAAUUAUAGAUAUUUAUGGAGUAUCAUGUAUAUUUUGAUAGCAAGUUAAAGGUAUCUGUUUACUCAGACAUUUAUCAUUUCUUUGUGCCUAAAACUUUUCAAAUCUUUCCUGUAAGGUUUUAAAAAUAUGCAGCACACAGUCAUUAUCUAUAAUUACCCUCCUGUGCAGUAGCUCAAGAAAGUCUCACUUCUAACUAUAAACUUAGUUUUGACCACUUUUUCCUCAUCUCUCCUACCCUCUACUAACCCAGUCUCUAAACAAUACCAUUCUACUCUCAACUCUGUGACGUGAAUUGUGUAUUCCUUAUCUUGAUCAAAUCACUUAUCACUUGUCUUUAAGUAACUGGAUUUUUUUUGGGGGGGGCUUUGUAUGGAUGAACCCCGAGUUCCAUCCACAUUGUUGCAAAUGACAGAAUUUCCAUUUAUGGCCAAAUAAUAUUUACACCGCUGUGUGUAUUAUGUUUUCUUACUCUGCUCAUUAGUUCUAGACAGGUAGUUGCUUUAGUCUUCAUCUGUUGUGAAUAGUGUUACAAAAAAACUGUGGAAGUCCAGAUAUCUUCUCAACAUUUUCAACAUAUUGAUUUCUUUUCCUUUUCAAUAUAUAUCCAAUAAUGGAAUAGCCUGAUUAUAUAGCAGUUUGAUUUUUAACUUUUCGAGAAUCCUUCAUGGUGUUUUCAGUAAUGGCAUAUUAAUUUAUAUUUCACCUACACUAUGUGAGGAUUCCCUUCUCCAUGUGCAUACAUCAGUUUUCUUUGGUGCCUUAAAUAAUAAAUACUCCUGUGUGGUAAGCUGCUACCUUCUGGUGGCUUGAUUUGCAUUUCCAUGAUGACUAAUGAUAUUAAGCAUUUUUCAUGUCCCAUUAAAUGCCAUUUUGUAUGCCUUCCUUCAGAUAUGUCUAUUUAAGUUUAUUGCCAAUAAAUCAAGUAAUUUUUAUUGAA